AUGAUAAUUCUUUGGUUGCUCCAGAUAUUAUUAGUACUUUCCCUUCAAUUGGAAUAUUCUGACUGUCAGGAGGUUAAUAUAGCAAAUAUAAAACAGAGAAUAAAUAAAUUAUACGACUCUGAUUACUCAUUCGCACCUGCUUUAAAUGAUCCGUUUGAUUAUCCGCAUGGUUACAAACCAACAGAAAACGAUAAAUGUCCACCUUGCUUCAAUUGUAUGCUACCCAUGUUUGAAUGUAAGCAAUUUUCUCGUUGUAAUGAAUAUAAUGGCCGUUGUGAAUGUAUUGAAGGUUUUGGAGGUGAUGAUUGUUCCUUGCCCUUGUGUGGAUCGUUAGAAGAUCGUAAUGAAAAACGACCAAAUAGAUCUAAUAUUACUAAUACAUGUGAUUGUAAACAAGGAUGGGGAGGUAUCAAUUGUAAUGUCUGUGAAAUGGAUUCUGUUUGUGACUCAUUUAUGCCGGAUGAGUCCUUGAAAGGUACUUGUUACAAAGACGGGAUGGUCGUCAAUAAAGUUUAUCAAACCUGUAAUGUUACGAAUACUAAAAUUUUAGAUAUACUAAAUGGUAAACUUCCACAAGUAUCAUUCAGUUGUGAUAAGAGUACUCAAUCGUGUAAUUUUCAGUUUUGGAUCGAUCAGGUGGAGAGUUUCUAUUGUGGAUUAGACUCAUGUUUUUUCCAAUACGAUCUAAAAAAUAAUGUGACCCAUUAUUCUUGUUCAAACGCAUAUUGUAAAUGUGUUCCAGGAACUAUGCUUUGUGGUGCCAAUGGUUCAAUAGAUAUUGGUGAAUUUUUAACAGAAGAAGUUACAGGACCAGGCCAAUUUACAUGUUCAUUAACAGAUAGAAAUUGUAAGUUUAACGAACCUGCAAUGGAUGAUUUAAUUCUUCAAAUAUUUGGUGAUUCACAGAUCGAUUUAAGCUGUAGAUCUGGUGAAUGUUUACAUUAUAGUGAAAUUCCAGGGUACAAGAGUCCAGCGGACAAAAUUAAUGAUACCUGGCAAGGAAAACUAGUUUUGGCUCUCACAUCAGUUGGUGUGGUAUUUUUAGCCAUGAUUACAAUACUCUAUAUCUCCAAAUCACCUUUGUUCAGAGAAAAAUUUGAUAAUGAUAAUAGUAAUAACCGUUAUGGGUAUAUUAAAUUACCUGUUAAUGGCGAGAAUAGUGAUAUUGAUAGAGAAAAUUUUCUGAGAAAUGAUAAAUCCUCUACUUUAACAUUUGAGAAUAUCAGCUAUAAAGUGACAUCCCUUAGUAAUAACCAAAAAGAACAAAGUAUAUUGACUGGAAUUUCAGGAAUGGUUAAACCUGGUGAAAUUAUGGCUAUUAUGGGAGGUUCAGGUGCAGGUAAAACCACAUUAUUAGACAUUUUGGCAAUGAAAACUAAAAUUGGAAAAUUAUCUGGUAAUAUUAAAUUAAAUGGACAUCUGAUCAACAGGAAGGAUUACAAAGAUAUGAUCGGGUUUGUUGAUCAGGAUGAUUUUCUACUACCGACUUUAACUGUUUAUGAAACAGUAUUAAAUAGCGCUCUUUUGAGAUUACCACGUUUUAUGACAUUCGAUCAAAAAAGGCAACGAGUUCUCAGGGUGCUUGAGGAAUUAAGAAUAAUGGACAUUAAAGAUCGAUUAAUUGGGAAUGAUUUCACACGUGGUAUUAGUGGUGGUGAAAAGAGGCGUGUAUCUAUUGCUUGUGAGUUAGUCACUUCCCCGAUAAUUCUUUUUUUGGACGAACCAACUUCCGGGUUAGAUGCCAGCAAUGCAAAUAAUGUUAUUGAUUGCUUGGUAAGACUAACACAAUUGUAUAAUCGUACCAUUGUCUUGACUAUCCAUCAACCAAGAUCAAAUAUUUUUAACAAGUUUAAUAAAUUAGUACUGUUAAGUCAAGGUGAAAUGGUUUAUUCUGGUGAUACAAUAAGAAUUAAUGAAUUCUUAUACAACUGUGGUUAUAAAAUUCCAUCUAAUUAUAACAUUGCAGAUUAUUUGAUCGACAUUACCUUUGAUAAAUCUCCAAGGGAAGGGGGAUCUGAACAUAGCAUUAAUGAUCUAGAAAGAAAUAUCAAUAUUCCCGAAAUUCAAAUUAAUUCAACUCAGAUCCAAUCUACCAUGAGUAGAUCUCAUAGUUCAUCAGAGGAAUUACGUUUACAAGAAGAAUGGGAACACUAUGCAACACAUCGUGAUGAAUUAAGAAGUAUCCUACAAGAUGAUACUGAUAAUUUAAAUCAUGAAGUCAAUGAGAAUCUUCGUCUUUCAAGAACCAUAUCUGAACACUUACAUGUUAUAUUUCAAAAUGGACCAUUGUUUCAAGAAUUAAUCAAUGAUAUUGCAAGUUUAAGUCCACGUUCAAUGGAAUUACCUUCAUUACGUACAACUGAAAUAAGAGCAUCCUUUUAUCAACAACUAAUUAUAUUAAGUUCACGUUCUUUUAAAAAUACAUAUCGUAAUCCUAGAUUAUUGAUGGCAAAUUAUUUAUUAGCGGUCUUAUUAGGGUUAUUUUUAGGAAUGAUAUAUUAUAAUGUCACAAAUGAUAUCAGUGGAUUUCAAAAUAGAAUGGGUCUUUUCUUCUUUAUAUUAACAUAUUUUGGAUUCAUCACGUUUACUGGGUUGUCCUCAUUCGCCAUGGAGAGACUUAUAUUUUUAAAAGAAAGGUCUAAUAGUUAUUACUUGCCAAGUGCGUACUACAUUAGCAAAAUAAUUAGUGACAUUUUACCUUUGCGUAUUAUCCCACCAAUCAUCAUAACUAUUAUUGUAUACCCAUUAGUUGGAUUGAACAUGAUGGAAACAAGCAUGAUUUGGAAAUGUAUGUUAAUUCUAAUUUUGUUCAAUUGUAGUAUUUCAAUGGAAAUCAUGACUGUCGGGAUAGUUUUUCAUGAUUUAAAUAAUUCCAUUAUUGUAAGUGUAGUAAUUUUAUUAUUCUCUAUACUUUUCAGUGGGUUGUUUAUCAAUACAAAGGAUAUAACAAAUUAUUCUAUAAAAUAUUGCAAAAAUAUAUCAAUAUUCUAUUACGCUUAUGAGACACUAUUAAUAAAUGAAGUGAGAAGUUUGAUAUUGAAGGAGAAGAAAUAUGGAUUGAAUAUAGAAAUACCAGGUGCUACCAUUUUAAGUACGUUUGGAUUUCAAAUUCAAAAUUUCAGUUUUGAUAUUAAGAUGUUACUAUUAUUUAACGCUUUAUUUAUUCUGUUAGGAUAUUUGGCAUUACGUUUGAUAGUAGUUGAAAAAAGAUAG
This is a messenger RNA of Arxiozyma heterogenica, 3213 nucleotides long. It is a transcript of the gene ADP1, whose product is annotated as putative ATP-dependent permease ADP1. The transcript has a single exon. NCBI's taxonomy places the organism in Eukaryota, Fungi, Ascomycota, Saccharomycetes, Saccharomycetales, Saccharomycetaceae. Gene Ontology annotation, biological process: transmembrane transport. Gene Ontology annotation, cellular component: membrane. The record is from RefSeq and is a predicted model, not a curated record. Bases 1 to 3213 code for a protein of 1070 amino acids. Gene Ontology annotation, molecular function: ATP hydrolysis activity; ABC-type transporter activity; ATP binding.